Molecule: messenger RNA, 597 nt
Organism: Ictalurus furcatus (blue catfish)
Lineage: Eukaryota; Metazoa; Chordata; Actinopteri; Siluriformes; Ictaluridae
Product: kelch-like protein 10
Exons: 2
Coding region: 118-489 (123 amino acids)
Molecular function (GO): protein binding
Source: RefSeq, a predicted model, not a curated record
AAUUCUAGAAGUUUCGGUCUUUAUUAAACAGCCCUGUGUGAACGCUCAUCAUCACGGCCUUUGACGAAGAAAACUACAGAUUCGCCUACAAGUUCUGAGAGAGAGACGAGUGAAGACAUGACACGGUACGAUGUGCUGAACGAGAUGCGGUUGAAGGAGGAGCAGUGCGACGUGGUCCUCAGAGUGGACAAGGUGGAAUUCAAGGUCCAUAAGAUCAUCCUGUGCGCGCGCAGCCCGUAUUUCAGAGCCCUGUUCACGAAAGAGGCCCGCUCGGAUCAGACGGUGUACACCUUCUCGAAUGUAUCUCCAGACAUCAUGGAGCUUAUAAUCCACUACAUGUACACCCAGGAUGUUCGAGUCACCUCUGAUAAUGUGCAGGCUCUGUUGGUCAUGGCCGAUUACCUGCUCAUGCGAGACCUUGUUCGCAACUGCUGCGACUUCCUGACAGAACAUCUCAGCUGCUGUGAGAUAACCGUGCUUCCCAACUGACACCGUCGCGUACGAAGACCUUCUCUAGACGUGGAGCUUUUUUUAAAAAAAAAAAAAAAAACAAAACGCUAAUAAACCACACUCCAUUGGCAGAACCUCUGUCUCCGG